AUGCCACUCCGAGAGCUGGAAUACCUAUUUAUCGUUGUUGUGGCAGUCGCCAUGAUGCUCACAGUAGCUCGAAAAACCACUUCAAGAUUCAAAACCACGUGUCCAGUCCUGUACCACUGCAGCUGCUACAUCUACCGAAACAAGGCCGUCGUCAAGUGCCCGGGGGGCAGAAAGCAGAGUAUGAACGCAGACCAGUUGACCAGCGAUCUCGCCAGGUUUGCUUCGACCGAAAUGGACGAAGUCACCGUCGACCACUUCCGCUUCACCACCCUGCCGGCCAACUUAGCAAGAAACCUAACGAUGACGUCACUAAUAAUAACCAACGGCCCUCUGGACGCUAUGGAUGACGAGUGCUUCGAGGGAGUCCUCGCGAUGGACAAGCUCAUCGUGGAGCGGACCAAGCUAAAAAUGGUUCCAGGAGCGGUCUUGAGACUCGGGUCCAAGCUAAGGGAGCUAAGGUUGGCAAAUAACAGCAUAGAGAGCGUCGGUGACGUACUUCGUACCCUUGUGAACCUAGAGAAACUCGACCUGGAUAGUAACGCCAUUGAAAGUCUGGACGAGUCACUGUUCAACAAUCUUGGUCUGCUCAAGGAACUGCGGCUCGGGAACAACAAGCUCCAUCGCCUGCCCAUCGAGUCCCUGAAAAUUCCGCCGUUGGAGAUAGUGGAACUGCACAACAAUGCUUUGACGGAGGAAACUGCGAACGCCUUUGGGAGUUUCCACCGCUUGAAGGUAGGAUAA
Ixodes scapularis (black-legged tick) is the source of this 741-nucleotide messenger RNA. RefSeq names its product leucine-rich repeat-containing protein egg-6-like. The record is from RefSeq and is a predicted model, not a curated record. Gene Ontology annotation, cellular component: extracellular matrix. The transcript has a single exon. Bases 1 to 741 code for a protein of 246 amino acids. Gene Ontology annotation, molecular function: protein binding. Lineage: Eukaryota; Metazoa; Arthropoda; Arachnida; Ixodida; Ixodidae.